AGGUGACACGAGUUCAGAGUUUCCGCUACUUUCCCUUCGCGCCGAUACGACACGACACCGAUACGUUACAGCGUUCGCACAGCGAUGAGAUUCUCCGUUGUUUUCCCGGUUAGUGUGGCUCUGCUGUUCGCCGUCGUUUCGCCGGCAGGCGGUUCGUUGCUGCCGUUCUGGGAUCGGGGAGGGAGCCCGCUGUCAGACCCGAUCCCGGACCCGCUCCGAAUCCUGGAGCACGCGCCUUUCGUGCUGGAUCGGGAUGACGUGGCGGCUGUCUCCCCCGCCCGGGUCGAUUGGAAGGAGACCUCCGACGCCCAUCAAAUCAUGAUCGACGUCCCCGGGUUAAAGAGGGAGGAGCUGAAGAUAGAGGUGGAGGAGAACCGGAUUCUGAGGGUAAGUGGUGAGAGAAAGAAAGAGGAGGAGAAGAAGGGGGAUCACUGGCACCGCGUGGAGCGCUCCUACGGCAAGUUCUGGAGGCAGUUCCGGCUGCCGGAGAACGUCGAUCUCGACAAGGUCUCGGCCAAGCUGGAGGACGGCGUGCUGACCGUGACGCUGGCGAAGCUGGCGCCGGACCAGAUCAAGGGCCCCAGGGUGGUGAGCAUUGCUGGUGGUGAAGCGGAGAAGGAGAAGCUUGGAGGAGCCACUGAUCAGGCCAAGAAGGUUGAGCUCUGAACCAAAUGUUCUGGGACUUCUUGAGUGUCAUCAAGAGUGUGGAGAUGAAAUAAACAGGGUGAUGUGUAUUUUUGAGGGGAGGGUGAGCCUUGGGUGUUUCUUUCUGUGUCCUGAUGUGUAGAACGUGGAAUCGCUCUUGGUUUCUUUCACUUCUGGCCACCUUUGCAACGAACGUUUC
Elaeis guineensis (African oil palm) is the source of this 844-nucleotide messenger RNA. Lineage: Eukaryota; Viridiplantae; Streptophyta; Magnoliopsida; Arecales; Arecaceae. The record is from RefSeq and is a predicted model, not a curated record.